GUCAGUUUCGUGACAUUUUUCAACUCGUUGUCGCGGAGUGUGGCAUUUUAUAGAAAACACAUUUUUUGCGUACCUCAAUCGCUAUUCGCUAUUUAGCUAACUGGCAUUUUAUCUGCAGAUACCGUGAGUUUUCUGUGCGUGGCACUUUUGGGCAUUGUCUUGAAAAACUUUUAUACUAGUUCGGGUCGUCGCGUUGUGAAGUAUAUCGCGUGGUCGCAAGAGUUCCGAAAUACCGUCCGGGUUUGGUUCGGUUGUGAAUCAAUUUUGUCAGGUUUUCUCACUAAGCUUCCGGUUUUUCAAGCUGAGUUCUUCAAGAAGCACUUGUUAUCGUUUCCAUUACCAUUGGAAGUGGUCCACACUCGAUAGACCGAGGAAAUCGAACAACCGACAAUGGGUAAAGCGAAGAAAGGCAAAAAGGAUUCCUCCGCCGUGGUUGCCGGUGUCGGCGAUGAUGGCUCCGAUAUCGAGGUGAAGCAAACCGAUUUGACCGAGACGGAAGUUGAAAACCGAAAAAAUGAUAAGAAGAAAAAGGAUAAAAAGGCAAAGAAAAAUGAUGAUCAAGAAGAUGCUGAUGACGGGAUAGAGUUGGUAACCGAAGAAGUUAAAAAGCUGACGGUUGAGAAUAAGAAAAAAGGCAAAAAAGUUGAUAAACCCGUAGAAAUUGAUGAGGAUGGUGCUGUCGAUGAUGAAUUCGAUGAAGAUGCUGUCAAAAAGACGAAAACAAAGAAGAAAAACAAAGUCGCCGGAGCAAGUGGUCCUGUAGGAUUUUCUCUACUGAUGGCAGAGGAUGAUGACGACAAUGAAGAGCAACAGGAUAAACAAGAUAAUGAUGACGGAGAAGAUGAAGCCCCCAAGAAGGGUAAAGCUAAAGGGAACAAGAAGCAACAGGUCAAGGAAGACAAUGAUGAUGUUUCGCAGAAGGCUGGCAAAAAGAGCAAGAAAGGCAAGAAAAAGAAGGGUGGAGAUAGCGAUGAUGAGGAUAUAGAGAAGAUGCUGGCAGAAUUGGAAAUGGAAUACACUGGAGUGAAACCAGCUGAUUCGGUGGAACCGACUGCGGGUACAGCAGAUAAGAAAGAACCGGAGAAAGAGAAGAAAAAAGAUAAGAAAGAGAAAAAAAAGAAGCAAGAAACUCCGGAGGUUGAAGUCGAAGAAAAACCUGACGGGGAGAUUCACAUUAAAACUGCAGCUGAAAAACGCAAAGAUAAGAAAGAACGCCAGAAAAAAGAAGGUCAGAUUGCCAAACAGCAAGAAGCAGAAGCCGUGAAUAAAGAAUCAAAGGAAUCAACUCCUAUUCCUGCGAACCAAGCAGAAGAAACAGCUCAAGGAGAGGGUAAAAAGAAGAAGAAGAAGGGUAAAAAGGAAGAGGGUGAAAAGAGUCUGGAAGUAGAAGAGGAUAAACCUGCUACCAAAGCAAAGGUAGAAGAUGGAAAACCAACCGACUCUGCUACUGGGAAGGAAGCCGAAAAGAAGAAGAAAGGACCCAACAAAGCCGCUUUAGCAUUGAUGCAGGAAAAGCUGAAGGCAAUUCGAGAAGAAGAAGAAAGAUUAAAACGUGAGGAGGAAGAAAAAAUUAGGCUAGCUGAAGAAGCUGAGCGCUAUCAUCAAGAGCAAUUGCGUUUGGAGCAGGAAAAGAAAGAGCGUAAGAAGCAAAAGGAGAAAGAACGCAAAGAGCGAUUGAAAGCAGAGGGAAAACUUCUGACUGCUAAACAGAAACAGGAUCGAAUGAGAGCGCAAGCUAUGUUGGAAGCAUUAAAGGCACAAGGGGUGGAAAUACCAGAGGCAGGGGUUGAGAAAAAGGUUCGGUUAGGUACUAGAAUCCGUCCGAAAAAGAAGGACGAUGCUAACAAGGAAGGUGAUUCUAAAGAACAGAGCCCCACGGCAGAAGAGGAGCAAAGAAUUGAAAGUGAAAAGAUUGAAGCCGAAAAAGUUAAAGUUGAUGAAGUAAAGGAUUCAUGGGAUGCUUCGGAUAGUGAGGAAGAAGAGGAGCAGCCAGAAAAUGACCACAAAGGUGGAUCGGCCAAGACCACUGGUAGAACUAGUAAGAAGUCGGAACAGCUGGAAUCCGAUGAAGAAGAUGACGAGAGUGAUAGCGAAGAGGAUGAUUCGGGAGAAGAUGGAACGGAUAAUGAGAGUGAUUCUGAAGAAGAUUCAAGACCUGAGGCUGAGAGGAUGCGACAACGCGCUUUAGAACGGAUCGCCAAGAGAACACAAGACGCAGAAAAGAAACGAACAUUGGAUAAUUUGCGUGCAGCUGUAGUAUGUGUUCUUGGACAUGUCGAUACCGGUAAAACUAAAAUUCUCGAUAAACUUCGACGUACGAAUGUUCAGGAUGCAGAAGCUGGAGGUAUAACACAGCAAAUUGGAGCUACCAAUGUUCCUAUUGAAAACAUUAAAGAGCAAACUAAGUUCGUCAAAGGAUAUGGUGAUACAAACUUUAAAUUACCCGGACUUCUUAUCAUCGAUACGCCUGGCCACGAAUCCUUUAGUAAUCUUCGUAGUCGUGGCUCCUCUCUAUGUGAUAUUGCUAUUCUGGUGGUGGAUAUUAUGCAUGGCUUAGAACCACAAACUAUAGAAUCUAUCAAUUUGUUGAAAUCCAAACGAACCCCAUUUGUGGUUGCUUUAAAUAAAAUAGAUCGUCUGUACGAUUGGAGUACCAUGAAUCGCAAGGACGUUCGCGAUAUUAUUAAAGCUCAGGCACCUAACACCCAACUAGAAUUUCAACAGCGCACAAAAGAUGUCAUUGUCCAAUUUGCCGAACAGAGUUUGAAUGCAGCCCUGUAUUAUGAAAACCCAGACCCUAACACCUACAUUUCUUUGGUACCAACCAGUGCAAUUACUGGUGAAGGUAUGGGAAAUCUCUUAUUCCUAAUCGUACAGUUCUGUCAGAAACAGCUCGCCAAACGUCUCAUGUUUAGCGAAGAUCUCCAAGCGACCGUGCUCGAAGUAAAGGCCAUCUCAGGCUUGGGAACCACCAUCGAUGCAAUUUUGAUAAAUGGCAAGCUGCGUGAAGGCGAUACUAUGAUUCUAGCCGGUACGGAAGGUCCAAUCGUUACGCAAAUAAAAGCUCUUCUGAUGCCUCAGCCAAUGAAGGAGCUGCGGGUAAAGAAUGCCUACGUAGAGCACAAGGAGGUGUGGGCUGCCCAAGGUGUGAAGAUUGCCGCCAAAGAACUGGAGAAGGCGAUCGCUGGUCUUAAUUUGCAGAUUGCGCAGAAAGCAGAUGAAGUUGAAAUAUUUAAAGAUAUUGUUGCACGUGAUUUGAAAUCUGUUCUCAGCAGUAUUAAAUUGAGUGAACGUGGAGUUUAUGUACAAGCAUCCACACUCGGAUCACUGGAAGCGCUGCUCGAGUUUUUAAGGACCUCUAAAAUUCCGUACUCUGGCAUUCGUAUCGGCCCUGUCGUGAAGCGAGAUGUAAUGAAAGCGUCAACUAUGUUAGAGCAUGAAAAUCAGUAUGCCACUAUUCUCGCCUUUGACGUCAAAAUAGAGCGGGACGCACAAGAACUUGCCGAUAGUUUAGGCGUAAAGAUCUUCCAGGCGGAUAUUAUUUACCAUUUGUUCGAUAAGUUCAUGGCUUAUCGGGAGGAAAUCAAGCAGCGUAAACGUGAAGAGUUCAAAACGGUUGCGGUGUUCCCGUGCAAACUGAAGAUCUUACCUCAAUUUGUGUUUAAUUCCCGUGAUCCAAUUGUGAUAGGCGUUAUUGUGGAAGCUGGUGUCGUCAAGGAGGGAACGCCAAUUUGUGUGCCAACUAAAGAGUUCGUUGACUUGGGCGUGGUGACAUCUAUCGAAGCUAAUCAUAAACAAAUUGAGACUGCCAGGAAAGGCCAGGAGGUAUGCAUAAAAAUUGACCCGAUCCCAGGUGAAACACCCAAGAUGUUCGGGAGACAUUUUGAUGAAAAUGAUAUGUUAGUUAGUAAGAUAUCCCGUCAAAGUAUUGAUGCCUGCAAAGAUUACUUCCGUGAUGAUUUGCUAAAAUCGGACUGGGCUCUGAUGGUGGAGCUGAAGAAAACGUUCCAAAUUUUGUAGUUUUUCAAAUUUGUCAUUGGUUUCGAAAAACGUCCGUACUGCUGGAAUUUUUGCUUGAGUUUUAUAAUUACAUCUUCCAGUAUCGAUAUGAGCGUCUAAGGGAUGAUUACAUGCAUCAUUUCCGCAGACUUAUUUCGAUGUUGGAAAGUAUCUGUGCAAGUGUGCGUGUGCGCCUACCCGGUUACAAACUGCAACAAUCAAUUUAACUAUAAGCCCAGUACUUUUACUUAACUCGCAAUUGUUUACACGCUAGGUAUUUAUUCAAUUGUUUGACAUCGUAACGUAUAAUUGUAAUUAUCUAGGACCUUUACAAUUUCAUCUCUUUUCGGCGAUUUUUUGCUGGUUGGUAUUGCAACAGAAGUCGAAUAACUAUAGAUAGAAUUUGUGAUUGCAUAUUGUGUUGCAUGGUAGACAGAGAAUGAAUGCCGAAACCAUCUAGAGGGCGUGAAUGAUAAGUAAGAUCUUCUAAUAAAAAGUCAUGGUAAACAA
This is a messenger RNA of Wyeomyia smithii (pitcher-plant mosquito), 4509 nucleotides long. RefSeq names its product eukaryotic translation initiation factor 5B (gene eIF5B). The record is from RefSeq and is a predicted model, not a curated record. Bases 391 to 4020 code for a protein of 1209 amino acids. Lineage: Eukaryota; Metazoa; Arthropoda; Insecta; Diptera; Culicidae. Gene Ontology annotation, molecular function: GTP binding; translation initiation factor activity; GTPase activity. The transcript has 9 exons.